This is a messenger RNA of Trichoderma gamsii, 108 nucleotides long. RefSeq lists its product as hypothetical. The transcript has 2 exons. The coding region runs from base 1 to 108 and encodes 35 amino acids. NCBI's taxonomy places the organism in Eukaryota, Fungi, Ascomycota, Sordariomycetes, Hypocreales, Hypocreaceae. The record is from RefSeq and is a predicted model, not a curated record.
AUGUCUUCAUUUGUAACGAUACCCUUUGUCCAACCAGUUAUAGCCGCCACAUCCCGAAGCUCUGGUCCGACCACAUCGUUGCAUCGAGCUCACUCUUCUUUAGCUUAG